AUGGACGCGGCCCCGCCACCUCUCCUGAUCGCGGCCCCGCCGCCUGCUAGACACGGCCCCGCCGCCUCCUUUGACGCGGCCCCGCCGCCUCCCCUGACGCGGCCCCGCCUCUACUGCCGCGGCCCCGCCGCCGCCUCUGACGGCCCCGCCGCUGCACCCUACGGCCCGCCGCUGCAUCCUACGACCCGCCGCUGCUCCUGCCGGCCCGCCGCCUCACCUGACGGCCCCGCCGCUGCUCCUGCCGGCCCGCCGCUGCUCCUGCCGGCCCGCCGGUGCACCUGCCGGCCCGCCGCUGCACCCAGCGGCCCGCCGCCUCUGACGGCCCCGCCGCUGCACCCUUCGGCCCGCCGCUGCUCUUGCCGGCCCGCCGCUGCACCCUACGGCCCGCCCUUGCACCCUCCGGCCCGCCGCCUGCACCUGCCGGCCCGCCGCUGCACCUGCCGGCCCGCCGCUGCACCUGCCGGCCCGCCGCUGCACCUGCCGGCCCGCCACUGCACCGGUCGACCCGCCGCUGCACCUGACGGCCCCGCCCCUGCAUCUCCCGGCCGAGCCGCCCCAGCAGCCGAACCGCCCAGGAGCCGAGCCGCCCAACGCCGAGCCGCCCGGGACCCGAGCCGCCCUGCCGCCGAGCCGCCCGGGAGCCGGGCCGCCCUGCACCCGAGCCACCAAGCCGCCGAGCCGCCCAAGAGCCGAGCCGCUGUGCACCCGAGCCGCCCGGUCGCUGAGCCGCCUUUCUGCAUAGCUGCACGACCUGCCCUGCCUGACGACCUGCAGCUGUUCUUACAGUGCGACAGGGCUGACGACCUUUCUCUCUUUGACCUCACCUCUGGCGCCUCUCCUGCUCCUGCUGCUGAUGCUGAUCCCACUGUCCGCUCUAAGUGGGCCACCCGCGAUGCUGCUGCACGUCUUGCUGUGCGUCGCCACCUCCCUACCUCUGAGCGUGCGCACUUUAGUCAGUACAAGAGUGCUCAGACCUUGUACGACGCUGUAGUUGCGCGCUACUCCUCCCCUGCCACUGCUGCACUGAGCCGUCUCAUGCUUCCCUACCUCUUUCCUGACCUCUCUGCCUUUCCCACUGUCGCUGACCUCAUUACGCACCUCCGCACUAGUGACACUCGCUACCGCGCCGCCCUUCCUGCUGAGUUCUGCGCUAAGAACCCCCCCCCCAUGUACAUCGCUCUCUACUACGUAGUCGCGCGCCUCCCUGACUCCCUUCGCGUCGUCAGGGACCACUUUCUCGCAGUCUGUCCCACCACCCUCACCGUCGACCUCCUCGAGAAGGCCCUCCUCGCAGCGGAGAAGAGCAUAGUCGCUGUAGGUGCUUCUCGUGGUGACCCUCGCACCCCCAUCUUUGAGGGGUGCUCUCCUUCCCCCUUGCUGCCCUCUGUUGCCUCUGCUGCUGCUGCCGACCUGCUUGGUCUUGAGUCGGUCGGCGCGGCGUCUGCCCCUAGUGGGAGACGUUGCUCCAGCAAGGGCAAGGGGGGCAAGGGCGCGGGUGGAGCUGGAGGGGGCGGUGGCGGUGGCGGCGGUGGCGGCGGAGGGAGUGGGGGUGGCGGCGGGACUAGUGGUGGAGGUGGUGGUGGCAGCAGUGGCGGAGACGGUGGUGGUGGUGCCAGCGGUGGUGGUGGAGGCAGCGGCGGUGGUGGAGGCGGCGGAGGUGGAGGCGGUGGAGGCGGCAGCGGAGGAGGCGGUGGUGGUGGAGGAGGUGGAGCUGGUCGAGGUGGUACCCAGCAGCGUAGCGGCGGUGGUGGUGGCCAGCGCUCGCAGCGGCAGCAGCAGCAGCGCUCGCGGGACAUCCCUCCGCCUCAGCAGCUUCGUGAGUGGUACGCUGGGCGUCAGAGGGGUGGGGGUACUGGUCCCUGCACCUACGUUCUUCGUUCCGGCGUCCGCGCGGCGAUCUUUGAUCUUGAUUUUGAUGCUAUCCUUGCUGCUAUGUAUGUUGUGGAUUAUAGUGAGGAGAAUGAGGGUUACCGUUGUUUCCAGCCCGACCCGGGCAUUGGUACUGCUGCGCUAGGUGCUUGUGAGGCUGCUGCUCUAGGUGCCAGUGCGUCUGUGCUCUCAGGUACUGAUGAGACUGCGCUCUCAGGUACUGCGUCGUCCUCGUCCUCCCUCACUUUCACACUUGACUCCGGAGCUUCUCGCUCCUUCUUUCGAGACCGCACUACCCUUACGCCGCUCGGCCGGCCGGUUGCGGUCUCCCUUGCUGUCCCCUCUGGGGGUCCUGUCCUGUCUCACUUCUCCACUGUCCUCCCGUGUCCGGCUGCCCCUUCGGGCACCCUGUCGGGUCUGUACCUUCCCUCGUUCUCUACGAACUUGGUGAGUGGAGCGGACCUGCAGGAUGUGGGGGUUCACCAGUUCACUCCUGCGAGUCAGCGGGUGACCCACUGCACGGAGGCACGCACAGGCCGACACCUGGCCACGUUCUCGCGUCGGCCGGGGUCGAGUCUCUACACCCUGACCGUUGAGUCUCCUCCUGUCCCUGCGUCUGGUCAGGUGGCUGAGUCGGGUCAGGUGCUUGCUGCUGCGUCCCGGUCAGGUCCUGAGUCUGCCCCCUGUUCUUGUCGCCUCCUGUCUCACGAGACUCUCCUGUGGCACCACCGUCUUGGCCACCCCUCCUUGCCCCGUCUUCGGAGCAUGGCUUCCCGUGUCCUUGUCUCUGGUCUUCCCCAGUCUCUCCCUCCUCUCCCCUCCGGGCCAGGACCUUCCUGUGUCCCCUGUGUCGAGGGUCGCCUCCGGGCUACUCCUCACUCCUCCCACUUCCCCCCGACAGAGGCUCCCCUGCAGACGCUUCACAUGGAUGUGUGGGGCCCAGCCCCCGUCCGUGGGCAGGGUUACGAGCGCUACUUCCUGUUGGUGGUUGACGACUACUCGCGUUACACCACAGUCCUCCCCUUGCGCAGCAAGGGUGCGGUCACUGAGAGGCGGAGAGUUCUCUUCUCGCCUUCUGCGGGACUACCGUCGUGCACGGGGGAUCCGCCAGACCUUCACGCUUCCGGACUCACCACAGCAAAAUGGGAUUGCUGA
Messenger RNA from Closterium sp. NIES-65, 3024 nucleotides. NCBI's taxonomy places the organism in Eukaryota, Viridiplantae, Streptophyta, Zygnematophyceae, Desmidiales, Closteriaceae. The record is from the annotation of a GenBank genome assembly.